This is a messenger RNA of Eremothecium gossypii ATCC 10895, 306 nucleotides long. It is a transcript of the gene SDC1, whose product is annotated as Sdc1p. The record is from RefSeq and is marked provisional. The coding region runs from base 1 to 306 and encodes 101 amino acids. NCBI's taxonomy places the organism in Eukaryota, Fungi, Ascomycota, Saccharomycetes, Saccharomycetales, Saccharomycetaceae. The transcript has a single exon.
AUGGUCGAGGGCGAGCACGAAGCUGGGCGGGUGCCGGGCGCUGGCGGCGACGCGGCGCUGCACGCGCAGGGCGAGACGGUGGAGCAGGAGGCGGGCGAGGCGUUGUCGGCGGGCGGUGUGGGCGGCCAGCGCGUGAACCUCACGGAGACGGUGGGCGGGACGGCGACGCGGCGGUACCUCAACGAGCAUGUGACGGAGGUGCUGCUGCAGGGCAUGCGGCGGAUCGCAGUGGAGAAGCCCGCGGACCCGCUGCGGGCGUUGGGCGAGUUCCUGCUCGCGGAGAGCGAGCGGCGCAGAAGCAAGUAG